Molecule: messenger RNA, 3169 nt
Organism: Callithrix jacchus (white-tufted-ear marmoset)
Lineage: Eukaryota; Metazoa; Chordata; Mammalia; Primates; Cebidae
Product: spermatogenesis-associated protein 31E1
Source: RefSeq, a predicted model, not a curated record
CUGAGGAAGCUCGCAGGUGAGGGCAACUCCCAUCCAUCCUUAGGUGGAGACCCCUUGGGUGACGUCUGCAAACCAGCGCCUGCGCCGGCUCCCCAGGGGCAUGGGAAAUGUAUGCAAGACCCGUCUCUCACCAGCUUGUCCCCACCGGCUCCUCCUGGCCUCCACCCUGUCACCAUGCCCACUUCUGCGAAGAUAGGCAGAAGACAGGAUUCAGGAGCUCUGGAAGGUUCUCUGGGAAGGGGUGCUUAAGGUCCAAAUGAGAGCCAGACCCAAGCCAGGAUCGAGGGCAAGAGCUGGAGAGGAUCCCAGCAGAUUUACCCAGAGGCUCAGGAAGGACCUCAGUGAAGCUUCUGGAGGAAGACAAGCAGGAGGCAGAAGGCGACUUCAGGAGGCCCUGGAAGAACCAAUCAGUAAGUUCCGCAUCCGGGGACCCAGAGAAGAAGCAUUCGGAGAAUAAGCUGCAAGUCCAUCUGGGCAGGAAGGUGGGGGAGAUCAAGGAGUGCUGGAUCCCCACGCCUGUGCAUCGCUCCCAGUUCAUGGCCAAAUGUGCUUUUCCCAAGUCUGACACCCACCAGGACCCUGGGAAGCUGGCAUCCAGGAGAGGUGGGAAAGUCCACGUGAACACCUCCCAGGAGCUUUCCUUCCUCCAUCCCUGCACCCAGCAGAUGCUGGAAGCACAUCUUUUAAGGUUUCGUGUGAGGCACAGGUGGGGUCCAGACUUCCGGUCCCUGAAGCCCAUAAACGUCCGGUCACGUGAGGCUCAGCCCCUGCCCCUCCCACACUCCACCUUUCCCCGCUUGGCCUCCUGUGAAUCUCAGGUUGAAUCUGUAGCUGAGAUUGCCACUUUCUUGGGUAAACCUCCCCAGAAUGGUCUAGGAGACAGCUGGACAACAAGCAAGUCAGUCCCCACCAUGAGUGGCCCUCUCCCUCCCCCAUCACCUGAGCAGGAGGAAGUCCAGAGGGCCCCGAGAGGGUCCCAGUCAGCUGACAUCCAUGGGUGAUCAGAGGUGUCUCCGACUGGACAGGAAGACAGGGAGUCUCAGCCCCUCACGUGCAGCCCUGGGGGCAGAACCUGGCACAGGGAGAUGGUCCCAGGAUCCAGGGAAACCAUCCUAGAGGCGAGUCUGAGUCCAGCAAUGACUGGGAAUGAGCUGUGGCCUGAGAGCGAGACCUCAUCCCUGGGAGACCCCUGUAGUAGCAGAGUCGUCCUGCAGGAGCUCAAGGUAGGCUCCCUGUGGGCAAGUGCCGAGGACACCCUGGAGCCCCUGGAGGUGGGGGAGAAGAAGCCUCCUGCUUGGGAAGUCACCCUGGAAACCAGCAUGAAGGCAAAUUCGGGAAGCAUUCAGGUGGAUCUGAGAUCAGGGGCUCUGGGGACCACUAGUAACCCCUCAGUGUCCACAGUCUGUGUUGCUGAGAAUCCAGGACAGCUGUGCCUGAGAGUGCAGGUGGUCAGUGAGAUAGAGCUCAUAGUGCAGGUGGAUCCAGAGGAGCAGCUGCCAGGCCGUGCCUCUGGCAUCCUCCUCCAGGACGGCGCCACAAGCCUGUGCCUUCCUGGCCGCCACAUGGACGUGCUCUCUGCCGCAGACAUGCCACCUGCUCAGACCCCUCUGCCCACCUCCCAGUGUGUGUCCAGUAAGAACACGACAGCUUCCCAGGGGCCAUGUUACCUCCUAUGGAAGGGCGGGAAAGGCCUGGGGCAGCAGGAGCCUGGGAGCCCAAAAGCGAAGUCCCCGCAGAAGAGCCAGAAGGCGCUGGGCUCUGCAGACAAGGGCGAGGCCCAUAGGAGGCCCAGAUCAGGGGAGCCGGGACACAGGACCAAGAGACCCAGGACCUCAGAAGCCAGUGGGAGGAGCCACCCUGCCCACGCCAGGGAAAUAGGAGACAAACAAGAAGGGAUAUACGUCCACCCUCAGCCGGAGAAGGGACAGGCACCACCACAAAGCAACUUCCGGAGACAGAUCAGCCACCCUCUACAGGGUCUACCCCCCAGGAAAAGAGGUGCAGGGCAGGAAGAUGUUCUGCAGAAAGGCAGGCCUGGGUCAGACCGUGUCCAGAGCCUCGAGUCUGGCCCAGCAAGGUUGUUCGUGGACAGCAUGGCUGAUGAGGCCCGGGCUAUCAUCAGAGUUGUGGGACAAAUCCUGGUGGGCAAACUGGGGCUUCAGCAGGGACAUGGUCCCUCAAAGGUCAAUUACCACAAAGGCGACCUCCAUUCCCAGGAGAAUCUGUGUUCCUGCUGCCACAGAGGUUACGGCCACCAAGAACAUAGCAGAGAGCUGUGUGUUCUGACCUGCAGCCCCAAAGCCACCCCCAAGGGCCAUGACUGUCCUGUCAAAAGCAGGAGCAGCAGAGACAGUAAUUGGACCCCACAUUCCAAGGAGCCUGUGUCCCCAGCUGGUCACCACCACCACACGCCACGGGUGGCAAUCACCUCAGGCAGCCCCAUCCACAGCCGCAGAAACUGAGGUUCUGCUGAACCAGACCAGGCUUCUCACACCUCUCCUGGUGGAGACAGUGGGUUCUACUCAAAUUAAACUGGACACCUAUAGAACAAACCUGUCCCGCGUGGGUGAUUACAGCCCCCACGUGUUCAUGACUUUCGCGGAGAGGUUCCCAACACACCUGCUUUCCCUGCACAGGUGGUGGCUUCUGUCUAGGGUACAGGAAAGGGCUCAGCAUCCACUCCUUCUGAGAAUGAGUUCCAGAAGGGCUGGGCCUGGAGGAGGCUGACAGGGACAUGAGGGACCCCCUCUUCUCCCUGUCCCCACAGUGUGUCUGUUUUCCAAACUGGAUCAUGACCCAGAGCCUUUGAAGGACAGCAAACCCUAUAGAGACCCCGCCUGGGCUCCAGCUGACUGCAUCCCCCAUUCUCACUAAGGUGACUUCUGAGCUGCUGUAGGGGCUGGGUCUGUAGAGGCCUCACGGACUGAGGGGGUGGUGGGCUCCCUCAGGCUGGAGAAGUGAUGGGCAGCAGCCUCCCUGACCCGUGGUAGCCUGGGAAUGUGGGGGUGUCCUGUAUUGGUCCUGGGUCAGAGGCGGGACAGUUCCUUCCCCGAUCUCCUGGUGGGGAAGAGAUGACAUCUUCCCUAGGCCCUUCCCUUCCUGCUCAUUCCGGGAUGGACUGGGGCCCCACCAGCACGUGGCUCAGCCUUGAUAACACCCCUGUGUUCGC